Ascoidea rubescens DSM 1968 is the source of this 942-nucleotide messenger RNA. RefSeq names its product xanthine phosphoribosyltransferase (gene XPT1). Lineage: Eukaryota; Fungi; Ascomycota; Saccharomycetes; Ascoideales; Ascoideaceae. The transcript has a single exon. The record is from RefSeq and is a predicted model, not a curated record. Gene Ontology annotation, biological process: hypoxanthine metabolic process; XMP salvage; IMP salvage. Gene Ontology annotation, cellular component: cytoplasm. The coding region runs from base 156 to 797 and encodes 213 amino acids. Gene Ontology annotation, molecular function: hypoxanthine phosphoribosyltransferase activity.
AAGUGGUUGAUAUUUGCUUUUUUUUGCCUUUGCUGCAUCCAAAAGAAAGUUGGUUUUCAAAAUUUUAACGUUUCUUAAAUUUUUUUUCCACUCAUCUCUCGAUCAAGAAAAUUUUACCAAAAAUUUUAGAUUCAAUUUACAAAUAAUUAUUUAAAAUGACAGCUGCUGCUCCAGAAGUGAAAAAACUAUACAUUUCCUACAACAAUAUCCACAAGUUGUGUCAGGAAACUGCCGAGAAACUCAAAGCAGAAUCCAAUAAACCUGAUAUUAUCAUAGCUAUUGGUGGUGGUGGCUUCAUUCCUGCCAGAAUCCUCAGAUCUUUCAUCAGAGAGCAGGGAGAAAAGAACAUCCCCAUUCAGGCCAUUGGUUUGUCGCUAUAUGAGUCCAUGGGAAACAACUCGACCAUCGACACCAUUGGAAAAGAGGUUGUGAGAACCCAGUGGUUGGAUUUUGGUGCUAUCGACAAACACUUUGAUACUUUGAUUGGCAAGAAAAUCUUGAUUGUCGACGAGGUCGAUGACACCAGAACUACGUUGUAUUACGCCUUAACUGAGUUGAAGAAAGAUGUCAGGAACCAGGCUAUAAAGUUGGGAAGAUCAGAUGAAAAAACAAUCUUCUCAGUGUUUGUUUUACACAAUAAAGACAAGCCCAAAAAGGAAGACUUGCCCAAGGAGUUGAUGGAUUCUGGUAGAUAUUUGGCUGCUAGAACUGUUCCUGAUAUUUGGAUUGCUUAUCCUUGGGAUGCCUCUGAUAUUGAUUAUCACACUGAAAUGGCAAAAACCCAGGGCAACAUUUAAUAAAAUAUUGUUACCUUUAUACUUAGAUGCAUCUACAUUUUUUUUUCUACCAUAAGGCCUAUUAACAUUCUUUUGUUCUUCUUUGUUUUGUUCUUCUUUGUUCUUUAUUUCUGCUUUAUAAAUAUCAAAUAGAUUGUUUUUAUCU